Messenger RNA from Sitodiplosis mosellana (orange wheat blossom midge), 1281 nucleotides. RefSeq names its product complement component 1 Q subcomponent-binding protein, mitochondrial (gene P32). Gene Ontology annotation, biological process: cytosolic ribosome assembly. The record is from RefSeq and is a predicted model, not a curated record. The transcript has 4 exons. Lineage: Eukaryota; Metazoa; Arthropoda; Insecta; Diptera; Cecidomyiidae. Gene Ontology annotation, cellular component: mitochondrial matrix. The coding region runs from base 193 to 984 and encodes 263 amino acids.
UCAUUUACCGUAUCGCAUGUACAAAGACCGCGUGAGAGUGUGUAUUUUAUCACUUUAUUUAGUGUUUCUGACAAAAAAAGCCGGACGAUCAGAGUUGAAUCGCACUCAAACUGUGUUCAUUCGAUAGAAAAUUGUGAAAUUCGUUUUUUUUCAACCGUUGACAAAUUGUUUUAAUCAUUUCUUUCUUUCAAAAUGAGCCAAAUUUUACGUAGCCUCGCACGUUCCGGUGCAUUCAAAUCAAUUGUAUCGCCAAUCCAACAAUCCAGCGGAUUGCGGGCAGUCGGAGCUCGGUCUCUAUGGCACAUGUCGAAACCGUCGGUUGUAUCCACCAAACACAGAUGUACGGGAUUUGCUGGCUGCCAGUGCGGUUGUGGCAAACGUUUCACAUCAACCAACGGCGAAAAGGCUUUGAUUGAAUUCCUGCAAGAGGAAAUCGAAACAGAAAAGAGCUCAUUGGCUGGACAUUUGCCAUCACAAUUGGACGGAUUUCAAAUCAAAUUCGAUGCCGCCGAAGUUGAACUCACCAAAACGGGAGCAAACGAAACGGUCAUUGUCAAAUUCAACGUGAACCACACAGUCGAUGAAAGUGAUGAAGACUGGGAAGUCGACAAUCAACAGCAAGCUCAACAAGAACCACCAAAGCUUCACAGCAAACCAAACUUUGAAGUUGACAUCGUUAAGAAGGACACGACCUUGUCCUUGAGCUGCACAUUCUUGACCGAAAAAGCACAAGAAGGUGAAUACGAUGAUGUGUACGGUAUCGAAGAAUUAACCAUUUUCAAGGGUAAACAUAGUGAAAAGGUGUACGCUUGUGCUGGCGAUAUGCUCGACGGAUACUUCUACGAUUUGCUGAUGAAUUUGUUGUCGGAAAAAGGUGUCACCGAUGAAUUUGUGCGCAAAAUGCAAGAAUUGGCCACACAAUACGAGCAAUCACUAUUCGUCGAUUUGUUGCAAGAGACCAAGCAAUUCUUUGAAUCGAAGUAAACAGCUUCACCAUUAAAUGGUGGAAUUUAAACAGAAUAAAAAGUGCGAUACCAUUCAUUUUUAAGUUGUUGCAAAACAGAGCAUGCAAAAUUCAUUGCAUUCAUUUCUGUAGCAUUUAAAAUUUAGUAAUAAAUUCGGUGUAAAAACAAUUAAUUGGAAAAAAAAACCCAUAUUCGUAUUUCAUUUAAACAUGAAGGAGAAAAGAAAGAAUGUAAACAAUUUAUUUGAUUUUGCUAAUACAACUAAGGUUUAAAUGUACAACGUGGAAAUGGAAUUUGAUCAGCUUUUCGAUGUGGA